UUUUGGUCUCUUAUAUCUCCUAUGUAGAGCUAGCUAGGUACUGAUGUGAAUGUCCAAAAUAUCCAUAGAAAUUGAACAAAAGACUAAGGUCUCGAAUCUCUCGAUGCGACGGCAGCAAGCUAAAGACUUCUCUCUAGAUGGAAAAAUCCUGUAACAAAACCCUCAUGUCUUCUCGCGCCCUUCAACCCUUGGUUGGAGAAUACUUGUCAUCAUAUUCUAUUCAAAAGGCGUCCUUCGAUCCCCUGGCCUGGCCUAUCCGUCAUCCUCGGAUAUCAGAACGUAGUCUAACAGUUGACUUCACGGAAUCUUAUAAAUAUGAAUACUUUUAUCGACCCUUUCAAUUCUGCAAUAUUUAGAUAUUCAAAAUGGCUUUAAUCAACCCCACCAACUCCCCAAAGCCUCAAAUUGUGCUAAUCCCUUGGGAUCCCACCUCUCCUAAACAUGUUGAGCGACUAGUACAACAACGCAUCGCUUGCGGAUGGGAUUCUGAUUGCGUUGAAUCAUGGAGGAAAGCUCAAGAAAGCGGAAAGCUCAAUAAUCAAUGGAUUGUGCUUGCGGAUUCUGAUCCCGAAAAGGAUGCCAAACUACUCAAACAUUCUGAGAUGUAUCCCCAAGAGAAAGAGCCUCUACUUGACUCUGCCACUUCCUUUGGAGGUAAACUUCGGGAUAUCCCCUCACCGCAGAGAACUUUCAUUCCAAUUGGGCACAUCUGCUUAGGUCCUCCAUCCGAGAAUUAUUUGAAUCUCGGAUAUGUUCCCAAAACAGAAGGGUUCUACUGGAUAUCCAUUUUUUACGUCUCGCGAGCUCUUCAAGGAACUGGACUAGGAAAGACGGCCAUGGAUACAAUCGAGAAUAUAGCCAUUUCUGAACCAUUGUGCGCCAAGACUUUGGGUUUGAAUGCGAUUAAUAAGGUCGACCCAGAAAGAGAAGAAAAAUAUAAAGCUCUUGGCCUGGUCAUUCCUCCGUUUUCCAACCAAGAUUGGUAUGAAAGAAGAGGUUACAAAGUUUACAAACAUGUGGAAAACCUCUUCGGCCCAAUGGUUGAUUCAACAGGAAAAUCCUGGUAUUGGAAUGCUGUGUUUUUGAAGAAGGAGAUCUCUCAUUAGAUUGAGAUUCGACCAAAGAGGCAGAAGAUACUGCCAGCUUGGGGACCACAGAACUAAACCCCGGGACAUACAAAACUACAAUGUUUCAAAUAUACAUACAUAGAUAUAUCCUAUAUCACGUAUUACAUACUUGAAUACAAAUCAAUAUCAAAUAAAGUAUGUAAAUAUAAAUGCUCCCAAGUAUGACUUUAUUUGAGCGAUUCGGUAUGUUGCUCUACUCGUCCAUACAGAGCUUUAGUCAACAGGUCUUGUCUGCGCCGAGUAGAUGGGACACACACAUGGCCAUCUCAGGUUAUAAAUAUUACAACUUG
This is a messenger RNA of Botrytis byssoidea, 1417 nucleotides long. RefSeq lists its product as uncharacterized. Gene Ontology annotation, molecular function: acyltransferase activity, transferring groups other than amino-acyl groups. Lineage: Eukaryota; Fungi; Ascomycota; Leotiomycetes; Helotiales; Sclerotiniaceae. The transcript has 3 exons. The record is from RefSeq and is a predicted model, not a curated record. The coding region runs from base 366 to 1106 and encodes 246 amino acids.